This is a messenger RNA of Cladophialophora yegresii CBS 114405, 1305 nucleotides long. RefSeq names its product acyl-CoA dehydrogenase. Gene Ontology annotation, molecular function: flavin adenine dinucleotide binding; oxidoreductase activity, acting on the CH-CH group of donors. NCBI's taxonomy places the organism in Eukaryota, Fungi, Ascomycota, Eurotiomycetes, Chaetothyriales, Herpotrichiellaceae. The coding region runs from base 1 to 1305 and encodes 434 amino acids. The transcript is spliced from 3 exons. The record is from RefSeq and is a predicted model, not a curated record.
AUGGCUCCCACCGCCCCAGCUCCGUUCUCUGAGCCACUGCUCCCUCAGCUAGACCUGCCAACGAACCCGUACUACACCGAGAAACACCAUCGUCUUCGCGCCUUCGUCCGCAACUAUGUAGACACUGAGCUCGCUCCCUUCGCGCAAGAGUGGGAAAUAGCGGGUCAAGUCCCCGAGAGCGUUCGUUUACGACACUGCCAACUGGGGUUUGCGAUCACACACCCCGUGCUUGAUCCUGCAGAUGCAGGCGGUAUUCAACAACCCGCUGGUAUCCCUUUUGCUGAGUGGGAUACCUGGUGUAGUGUGAUUGUGGGCGACGAGUUUGCUAGGCUGGGGUGGUGUGGACCGAUCUGGGGACUAGGAGGUGGAAACGGCAUUGGAUGUCCUCCGAUCAGUAGAUUUGGGACGAAAGAGCAGAGACAGAAGUGGCUGCCCAAGGUUGCGAGAGGGGAGAUCAGGUUCUGUUUAGGGAUAACUGAACCGGAUGGGGGAAGUGAUGUGGCCAAUAUAAAGACCACGGCCGAGCGGAGAGGCAACAAAUACAUCGUAAAUGGUGAUAAGAAAUGGAUUACAAAUGGCAUCUGGUGCGAUUUCUGCACGGCCGCCGUUAGAACAGGCGGGCCGGGUCACGGGGGUAUUAGCUUGCUGGUUGUCCCACUGAAGGCGAAAGGCGCUUCCACCAGACGGAUGGAGAAUCAGGGUGUCAAUGCCAGCGGUUCGACCUUCAUCACUUUCGAGGAUGUUGAGGUGCCUGUGGAGAAUCUGAUCGGUCAAGAGAACCACGGUUUCCAAUUGAUCAUGUCAAACUUCAAUCCCGAGAGACUGUCCCUGGCGACCGCUGCACUGCGUCUAGCUCGAGUUUGCGCCCAGGACGCAUAUGCUUACGCCUGCGAUCGCAAGACUUUCGGCAAGAAAUUGAUCGAGCACCCCGGCAUCAAGUCGAAAGUGGCUACGUUCGGACUGCUGAUCGAACCCGCACACUCCUUCCUAGAGCAACUCUGCUUCAUCAUUGAGACUUCCCGUGUCACAGGCAAGGAAGUCAAUGUGGGAGGCAUGACGGCCUUGUUGAAGGUUAUGAGCACCAGGUGUCUGGAGCAGGUUUGUCGCGAGGCACAGCAGAUUAUGGGUGGAGCUGGCUAUUCCAAGACUGGCCGAGGUGCUCGAAUCGAACAGAUCAGCCGCGAUGUGCGCGUGCAUGUCGUGGGAGGUGGCAGCGAGGAGGUCAUGCUCGAUCUGGCUGUCCGUCAGGAGGCGAGAGAUGUGAAGUUGCGAGCAACAAAGCUUGCAGCAUCAUCGAAGUUGUAA